This is a messenger RNA of Selaginella moellendorffii, 2126 nucleotides long. RefSeq lists its product as uncharacterized. The record is from RefSeq and is a predicted model, not a curated record. NCBI's taxonomy places the organism in Eukaryota, Viridiplantae, Streptophyta, Lycopodiopsida, Selaginellales, Selaginellaceae. Bases 1 to 1659 code for a protein of 552 amino acids. The transcript is spliced from 2 exons.
AUGGAGGUUGACGCUAAGCAGCUUCAUAGUGCUCUUAGCGGCCGCUACACGGACUUCAGCCGAGGCUGGCACGAAGCUGUCCCAUGGCCGGAGCUCCUCGACUCGCGCCCCUCUUUCUGCUGCCUAGGCCGGCCGUCCGUGGCUCUCAUUACAGGUAUGCUCCGCCGGUGCUUCAAUUACAAAGACUUGGUGCUCACUGGUAGCCUGGGGGGAAAGUCUCACCUUUUAGCCAUGGCCGUCUGUGAGCACUACCAAAGCGGCCUCCAGGAGACCCAUCGCAUCGUCGCGCUCUUAUUCCACGACGAGGUGCCCACCAGCCCGUCCGCCGCUCUGGAGCUUGUGAUUCGGGCCCUGCUGCUAGCCUAUGCGGACGACGAGGGCAGGAUGCGGGUGAUUCUCGAUCUUCGCAGCUGGCAGCAUGUGGGAUCGUUUUUGAUGUUUAACCGCCCGGUCCUCGUGGUUGACCGGUGGGAGGAAAUAGAGCUUGGCAAUGGCGAAGUCCACCGCCGCAUGGUGGAGCUGCUAAGGAUGACAACCUUUCUCAAGUGCGUGAACUGUUCCAGCUCGCAGGCGCGGCACAUGUUUAACGAUCCAACCGAGUUCUACAACGUUUUCAGUCCCGACGAGACACUCCAGUACCUUGGGAAGUGGCUGGACAUCAAGAGAAUUGAUGAAGAGCUGCUUCGACGGGUGAUGUGCGUCACAGGUGGCCUCCCGCUCUUCGUGUGGUACUUUGUGGAAUCCAUCAUGCAAGCCAACAACAAAGGAUCCUCAUCGUCAUCGUCAUCUGGCUCACAAUUGUUGGACUGGCGAGCAGCAGUGCGUGGGUUCAUGCAAAAAGAAUGGGUGGCGAAGAUGCGGACGACGAUUGCCAGCUGCGAGGACACUAGCCGGUUCGCGCGGUUCGUGAGCUUUGGACUGCAGGCAAACACGGGGCACUGCUCCGAUAUCGACAUCCGUUUCCUCGUUCGGGAUUCCAAGUGGGUGCUUCACCCCGUCUCGGACUACGCCAGGGACAUUUACUGGACGUGCCUGCAACGAAGGAAGCUGCUGCAUAAGUGUGAACCUGUGUUAUGCAAUGCUGUGUAUGAUUCACUGAGGGACGUGCAUGGGAAUACAGACCGGUUCGAGUGGCUGCUCAAAAAGCUAAUCAUCGGGGCAUUCGAAGAUACGCCUAUCUUUCCUCAGCGCUUGACGCGCUCGAGACAGUAUCAGCCGCUGGAGCUCUUUUGCGACAAGAUCGACGGCAGAGUGUCGGGGGUAAAGGCGUACGCUCCAGAAGCAGACACCAGUCUACCGUUAGUAGACUUUGUGGUGAAAAAAGGCAGCUCUCGGGAACCCGGGGAAGAAAUAACACUGGGAAGGAUAUCGGCUGGUUCAUAUGCUUACGGAAGUGAUGAUCUUGUUCAUAGGUUGCCCGGUGACAACAUUUGGACGCCAGCAGCAGCAAAGGCAUGCAAGUGGAAAUUUGUGUGGAUUCUGCUGCCAUGGCAGAUCCAGGGGUUUACGCCGCGGACGCACUCCUUCCUCGGGGGUGCGAUGGAGGAGAUUGCGGUGGGCUUGGACGACGUUGCAAAGCACUUGAGAGGGACUUCGCAUGAUCCUGUGUCUAACGUAAUCGACGACUAUAUCGCUGCGAUGCGAAGACUGAUUUUCUAGCUUUAACAAGUAUACUGCACAUCAUAUUCAAUGUAAAAUUUGGCAGCAUAUGUUUAUCAUGGAUUUUGCAUUCUUGAUAUGAUAAGUAAUUAUUUGUGUUGUGAUCGUGCUGUAUAGCAAAAGUGAACAUCUUGGCAUUUACAUUGUUAGUCCAAGAGAUAUCCUCCACCUUUCAAGAUCAAACCAAGAGACUAUCUGGACGUAAGCAUUAUUUUUUUUAUAUGGCAUUGUGAAGUUAUCAAAGCUAUUCCAAACAAGGACAAUUCACAGUGCUGCCCUUGCAGCUCGACUUUUUCACAUCUGGUCUGUCUUCGACUACGUAGUUGAUCGAUACCUCCUCUAUCACUUCUUGUCAAAAUCUGGCUUUGGUACCUUGGCAUCCAAAGCUUUGUUAUUUAUCUGGUUGACAGUUAAAUCAAGUCGAAUACACAGACAGAAACUAGCAAAAAAUGGAUGCCUAUCUACAG